This is a messenger RNA of Clupea harengus (Atlantic herring), 6290 nucleotides long. Its product is annotated as adenylate cyclase 10. NCBI's taxonomy places the organism in Eukaryota, Metazoa, Chordata, Actinopteri, Clupeiformes, Clupeidae. Gene Ontology annotation, molecular function: adenylate cyclase activity. Gene Ontology annotation, cellular component: cytoplasm. The record is from RefSeq and is a predicted model, not a curated record. The coding region runs from base 1096 to 6210 and encodes 1704 amino acids. Gene Ontology annotation, biological process: intracellular signal transduction; cyclic nucleotide biosynthetic process. The transcript has 32 exons.
UACUAAACCUAUUUGUGUGGUAUAACAAACAAAAUCAAUGCUGUAGCAGCUACACAAGGGAAUGUCAUGAAGUGAACAAAAGAUGACAAAGCAUAAAACAGCAAACAAAGAGGGUUGCUUUAAACAUAGCACAAGUGAGCAAAACUGGUGCUUGGAAUAGGCCUACUGCUUCAAUAACAGUAAUGUAUAUAUUGGGGUAAAAAAAAAGAGAAAAAAAAGUAAAUAUUUUAAGAAGGCCUCGUAUGGUUACACUAGGUACCUUUCCUAAUUUUUGUUCCCAAGGACCUAAAGAAAUACCCUUAAAAAAGUGUCAUGCUUUUAUCUAGUCUGUCCAAAUCCCAUCAAAAUAUAAUAAUAAUUGUAUAUAUAUAAUUGUAAUAAUAAUAAAAUAUGGUGAUAAAACUAUAGUUUUCUAGUCUUCAUCAUCACUUUCAAUAACACAUUAUCUCUUCUUCCGAAUUUCCUCAUGGCUGAUGAUGUCUUCAUUUUCGUCUGGAUUGUAGACUGAUAGCUUUCGUUAAUUUCGAAAAUGUGGUCAGAGGGCAAUACGGAUCCGGUGAGGAGGGCAAUACACGGCUGGCAUGACUACGCAUUAGCCAAUCAGAACGCUCAUACUGUCGUUGCCAUAUUAUAACGUUUAUUAUAUAAAAGCGUCAAGGAGACUGUUGCAAGUUGUGGUUGGUUGCGAGUACCAGCAAAGGGGCCUGGUUGUCCAGAGGCGACACGUGUUGUACUAAUGAAAAUCCUCAAAAAUACUGAGCAUAGAGUCCUGAUUGUUUGCAUUUUUUUUCCUUUUAAUUUAGGGCUAUGCAGGGGUACCGUUAGUUAGGAGAAGAACGAGCGUUCCAAAGAAUCAACGAUCGAUGCAAAAGCAACCGUUUAAGCUUAGCAACCGAACAUGACUUCAUGCCACCCUCUUUAUGAAUGAACAACUCUCAACUACAAUUAAGAUAUCUCGUCCACGUUUUUGAUUUAUGACACAGUGUUGCCGACGAGUUUGCGUGUUUGUCUAACAUUAGCUAACCACUGCUUUGACCUGUUACCAUAGCUAACUUUGCUAUGCUAAUUAACUAAGGUUAACUAGCGUCAAUCAACAUGGGUAAAAGAAAGCCGGUUAGAAAAUCCUUAAAAAAAACAAAGAUAAAUAGUAUUGCAGCACACGUACCUGAUUUAGUCGUCUACAGUGACUUCAAGAAGAUACCCUAUGUGGAACAUUUCAAUGGCGUGUUACUAUUUGCAGACGUAUCAGGUUUUACUGCACUAACAGAAAGAUUCAGUUUGAGCAACAAGAAGGGCUAUGGCGCAGAUGAGUUGACCCGUACACUCAACAGUUACAUUGGAGAUAUAGUAUCCUAUAUCCUGGCUGCAGGAGGAGAUAUCCUAAAUUAUGCAGGGGAUGCCAUUUUGGCCCUGUGGACAGUGGAGAGAUCGCUACUCAGUGAGGUCAUCUCUCUGGUAGUCAAAUGCAGCCUUAACAUUCAGGACAACUGUGGUGUCCGAGAGACUGUCGUCGGCUCCGUGCUGAGAGUCAAAAUAGGAAUAUCAGCAGGAAAAAUGUCCAAAGUGAUCAUGGGAAAUCAGGAUAGCCAGUUCUUUGUUGUGAUUGGACGAGCGGUUGACGAGGUGCGGCUGGCCGAGGGAUUGGCUGUCGCCGGCAAUAUCAUACUGUCGCCAAAUGCCUGGGAGCUGUGUGACCGGGCCAACAUAGCCUUUGACCCCUUUGAGGAUAAACGUGCUGUGAAGGUGCGAUACAUCAAGAGAGAGCCCCAUUUUUCGGUUGAGGAGUAUAUGGAAUCCGUUGGCAAGAAUAUAGAGCAUGACACCACUAUUAAGGGUUGUUUGAGGAAAGCCUCCACACUGAUGCCCAAUGAGGAACGUGAGAGGUUUCUUCAGAAGUACAUCAUGAAAACCGUUCUGCAGAAGAUUGAUGCUGAUCAGCCCCUUGAAUACCUUUCGGAGAUGAGGCCGGCCACCAUCGUGUUUGUCAACCUGCAGUUCAAAGGCAUCGAGGCCAACUUAGAGCAGUGUCUGGCCAUUCACGUGGCCGCCAACGGCAUCAGCAAGCAGAUGGUCAAGCACCACGGCAGAAUCAACAAGGUUUUCAUGUUCGACAAGGGCUGUACGUUUCUCUGUCUGUUCGGCUUGCCUGGGGACAAACGGGAGGACGAGAGUGCCCAUGCACUCCAAGCUGCCUUCGGUGCCCACGAGUUCUGCCAGAGGGAGAUCCGGAGCUUAAGGAUCAUCUCUGUUGGAGUCACCUCAGGGCCUGUCUUCUGUGGGGUAGUGGGACAUGCUCUCAGGCAUGAGUAUACAGUGAUUGGUACCAAGGUGAACUUGGCCGCACGUCUGAUGAUGCACUACCCUGGCGUGGUGGCAUGUGACACAGAGACGCACAACUACUCCCGACUGCCUAGCGCCUACUUCACCGAGCUGCCCAAGAAGACAAUGAAGGGAGUCAAAGACCCUGGGCCCAUCUACCAGUUCACCGCUAGGAAAGUCAGGAUAACUGUGGGUCAGUCACCCAUGUCUGUGGAGAGAGAUAAAGAGAGUCCGCUUCUUGGCCGGGAGAAAGAGAUGGAGGUUUAUUCCAGUGCGGUGAGUAAUUUCCUGGAGGGCAGAUCCUCUGACACGGGCACCUACUCCAACGUGGUGAUCUACGGUGGCAGCAGCGGCUACGGCAAGAGCCGUCUCUUGGCCGAGGUGGUCUACAGAGCCAGCCUAAGACACUUUAGAGUGAUACCCUGUGAGCUGGCCGAGACUGAUACCCACCAGCAGAGGUACACCCUGCAGACGUUGCUUGCCCUCCUGCUCUCCGUGGAGACCUGCAAGAACUUCGCAGAGCGCGAGAAGGCCAUCCGGUCCCGGAUCCCAGACCCGGAGAUGAGGGAGAACCUCUGCCUGCUCAACGAGAUUCUCCUAGUCAAGAUUCCCAUUUCAAACAGAGUCUCAUUAAUGGACAGUGAGACGCGUGACAAAGAGACCAAAGACUUCAUAAUGCAGCUGUUCUGUCACAUGGCGGAGGUGGAGCCAUGCAUCUAUGUGAUUGACCAGGCUCAGUUUGUGGACCGCUCGUCGUGGCGCUUCCUGAAGCAGUUGCUGGACCGGGCGCACGUGCUGCUCUUCCUGUCCGUGCUGCCCUACACCUGCCAGAGCGAGCGCACGCCCGAGCUCCUCCAUCUGCUGAAGGCCCCGCGCACCACCUUCCUCAAGCUCCCCGGCCUCGAGCCCUCCGUCAUCGCCCAGCUCGCCUGCCAGAUCCUCUGCGUCAUACGCAUCCCCACUGAACUGGAGCUUUUCUUGGUGGAGAGGAGUCACGGGGUGCCAUAUUACUGCGAGGAGCUGCUGAAGAGCCUGUACCUGAGUGACAUGAUCUACAUCUCGGAGGUGGAGGAGGAGGAGGAUAGUAAGGACCUGGACCGCCUCUUCCCAGGCCCAAGUGUGUUGGUUCCCACAAGCAGCAAGCCCAAUUCGGAGGAGGAGAUAAAGAAGAAAUCAAUGGGGAUCGACAUUCCUACACAAGAAAACACAUCGGUCCUGAAGUGCAGGAAGAUCACAGCACUGGAUGAAUCCAGUAUCGCCAGAUAUAAGUACGUGUGCGUGACCAGCGAGGGAGCCAAAUUCCAUGACAUUCCCAUCCCUCUAACAUUAAAAGGUAUGGCCCUUGCCCACCUGGACCGGCUGGCGCCAGACGAGCAGAUGGUAGUCAAGUGUGCCGCCAUCAUCGGGCACACCUUCACCACGCAAAUGCUCACCAACAUCCUGCCCGAGCUGACCGAGGACCAUCUCUGCAACAUGCUCGUGUCCCUCUUCAAGGCAGGCACCUUCGUCUGCGGUUCCCGGCAGGAAAACAUGGCCGACCUCAGCCUGGGCACGGAGAAGUACGGCGUGCUCAGCUGCUACUGCAAGAAGGAGGACGGGGACAAGAGGGAGGACAAGGGGGAAGAGGACGGGGGGGAGGACGACGAGGAUGUGGCCCUGGCAUCGGAGGGCAGCGUGUGGCACUGCGAGGUGAUGCGCUUCCGCACGGCGCUGGUGAAGGAGACGGCCUACGACCUGUGGCUGCAGGAGCAGCGGCGCGACAUCCACAACAAGUGCGCCGCCUACCUGCUGAAGCGCGCCCACCGCUGCAUGCACUGCUCCACCAAGGAGUUCAUCUACGGCCACAAGGCCGUCGUGGGGCGCGACAUCGUCGAGGUCCACGGCGUGCUCCACGCGCAGGAGUCCUGCGAGAAGGCCCUGUUCGAAUACCAGGAUACACCCAGAAGACAGGGCAGGCGUCGAGGAACAAUCCAUGAAGCCGUGAAGCCGUUUCUGGAAAAUGAGGAUCUGGUGGACACUUUGGCUCGGCUGGAUGCCAUAAUCCAGAACCACCAGGAGGGGGCGAAGCAGAGCAAGAAGUGCCGCUGCGCUCAGAUGGUUGAGGUCGUGCUGAGUCCCAUGGCGCGCCACUGGAUAGGUGUGGGCGACGUGGCCAAGGCCCUCUACUAUCUGCUGGAGAUUUCUGCCGCCACACUCUACCUAUCCAAUAACUUUAAGGCUCUGGCAUACCUGAAUGAGAUCCAGGCCAUACUGGACAACUUGAAGGCUGGGAGGCCUGCGUUUGAGACAGCAGAAAAGGGCAAAGUAAAGAUCUGCAAAUUUGAGAAGGCCUGUGUGUGUCGCCUCAAGGGAGAGGUGUUGUUCAACACGGGUCAGAUCAAGGAAGCGGAGGUCAUGUUCGUCAAGGCCCUGAAGCUGCUGAACAGGAGACUGCCCAUGACCCGAUUGACAGCUGCCAUCAAGUUGGUCUCCGAGAGGAUGAAGAGGCUCCACCUCCAGCCCCAGGAACUGGACAUCCCUGAGGAGAAGAGGCUGGCAUAUCUGCACGGGCAGAUUUACUGCCUGUCCUACAUGUGGAAGAUCAACUCCAUUAAGAGGUUACCCAACAUUAGACGUGCAUUGCUAGCUAUCACCAUGGAAGAUAACUCAGCCAUGCUAACUUCACAGCAGGAAAAGACGGUGCUCUCUACGAUAGACAUGUUUCAGUUCAGCCAGAUCUCGGGGCAGGAGGGGGAGUGCAGCAAGUACGAGCGGAAGCUCUUUGAGCAGUGCGCCCAGCUGCCCGACACCUCAGAUUCAUACAUCCUCAUCACUCACUUCACACGCAACCUCUGCAUCACGCGCCUCUGCGAAGGGCACCUGGAGGAGGCCAUCCAGUACGGUUUCCGGACCAGGAAGGCGAUUAAGGGGCUGAACCAGGUGGGCGUAGACUUGUGGCUCAUGGCCAUCCUCAACCCCCCCAUGCUCUUCACCAACAGAUAUAGUACGUUUGUGCAGAUUACCCUGAGAUUGGAGCACCUAAGCAACACAACCGGGAUCAGCACUGGCAGAGGCUGGUUUUACACUUCCUGCUUAAACUGCAUGCUCUACGCUGGUUUUAUGGUCAGACGGAUGGAUGAGUGCGUGAUGUUCGUGCAGGACGCCCAGUCUGACCCCUGUCUGCUGGCUGAUAAGGGCCUGAUGUUCACCCUCUAUGCGGCACUUGCCCUCUGGUACGUAAGGCUGUGCGAUUGGCUGAAAGCGCGUGUGUACUACAGCAAGGCGAACCAUUUGUACCGCGCCGCUCCGUCCUCCCUGAUGGCCCUCGGCGGCAACAUCAUGUUUCUUGAGGUCAGCGUGAUGCUCUUCAGGAAAGCCCUGUUGGAGAACAACAAACACAUUCAGGAUAUCUACGCGAAAACAAUCAAGCGCUUCACUGAGUUCAAGCAGCAUUUCAGCACCAAUCAGAUCUACCAGCCGCGGGUGCUGCACCUGCGGGCCUACCUGAACCAGCUGGCCAGACACCAGACCAAGGCACAGGAGCUGCUGCAGAAAGCCCUGCUACUGUGUGACGCACAGGCCAACGACCUGGAGAAGACCUGUAUUCAGCAGAGCCAGGCUGCCUGGCAGACUCAGGAUGUGGAUCAGCAGAAGCAGUCAAUAGCCACCUGGUACAUCGCCACGGUAACCAUGCCCUUGUGGGACAAGGACUGCCCGCCGGAAACGGAAGAGCUGCAGGAGCACCGCUAUGUGCUAACGGUGCCUAUCCCGCACGUGCCAAGUGCCAGGGCGUCCGCCGUGCUCCUUGAGACGGACGAGGAGCAGGAAAAGGACGUGAAGGUCACUGAGACACUGGUGAAGUGGGCUAAUGCCUCCGAGACGUCCACGGAAAGUGAGGAGUCUUCAUCUUAGAAACGAGUGGAAUUGGGUUUUUGAUAUGCCGUCUCGGAGCCAGGUGCCUAACGGCUGUAAAAAUACACAUUGCUUGAAUA